AUGACUCCUCAUUGGCUUCCCACUAGGCUUGUCGAUGUCGGGCUUUCAGGAGACGCAGAAUGGAAACUGUGCAUAACAUCGGAAGAUCUUGCGUCCCAGCCGCCAGCUCCUCGCUACAUGACAUUGAGCUACCGCUGGGGCGUAGGACAGCAGCUUUUGCUUCUGGGUUCAACCUUGAAUACCUUUCGCCGCGGCGGAAGCCUCAUCUCAGAGCUACCCAAGACGUUCCAAGACCUGGUUGCCGUUGCGCGGCGAUUCGGCGUUCGUUACCUAUGGAUAGAUUGCCUAUGCAUCAUUCAGGACUCUACAGAUGACUGGGAGGCCGAGGCGCCGAUGAUGAGGCAGGUCUACGCCAACUCUGCCUGCAACGUCGCAGCAUCCGCCUCUAAUGACCCUGACGGCGGCCUCUUCCGUGCCCGCGAGCCUAGAGACGAUCAUGAACCGGGUAUUAGGCUAAGUGAAGAGCCGCACUGCCGCAACAGCAACCGGUUAGGGGACGAAACACUGAGCUUGUGGCAAGAUGUAAUGAGCCAUUAUGGCUACAGGCAGUUCACGAGGCCUAGCGACAAGCUCUACGCUAUAUCGGGCGUCGCGAAGCUUUUCCAGGAAGUUACUGGCCAAGAGUAUCUGGCCGGCCUAUGGAGAUCCCGGAUUCUCGAGCAGCUCGACUGGUACGUCGAGGAGCCGACAGCUGCGUCGGCCACUUACCGUGCCCCCUCGUGGUCUUGGGCCUCAAUCGACGGCGAAGUAUCGAACUUUACCUGGGACCCGGCUCAUCAGCUGCUUGUUGAGCUUUUGGAUGCCGACGUGGCGACAAAAGGCGCGGACCCAACGGUCAACGUCACCGGUGGUUUCUUGAAAUUGAACGGCACCGUCAUUGCAGGCUCUUACCAGCGACAUCCGUUGUCAUACGAACAGCUCCAUGUUAAACCACGGAACGAGCAAUUCGAGCCGAUGACUGUUUUGUCGCCCUUGCCUGAUACCUCGGGGCAUCUUGUCGAAGACACCGGAGAGCUGUACUUGUUGCCAAUCAAGUGGCGGAAAACGAGUGACAUGCAACUCUUGGGCGAAGACCGCGAUUUCUAUUCUAUCAAGUGUCUGCUUUUGGCCCCCGUGAGCAUACCGGACAACAUCUACAAGAGAAUCGGCUGUUUUGAGUCUCCGGAGGAGGGUCUAUUACAAGCGUUAAAAUCGGACACUAUAGAGCGAACGGCAGCCGCCGAGGAGACACUGACACCUCCCGACAAUCUUGAGAAGAACCAGGCCAUUGUGCGCGUCAUCAAGGCCGAGGGUAACAACCUGUACAACUGCGAAUUGCCCAACAAGAAGGAUCUGGUUUUCGAGCUGGCGCAGCGCUUCCGCAACACCAUCUGGAUCAAGCGAGGCGGAUAUGUUCUGGCGGAGAGAUACGACGAGCCGGAUGGUCGGGUAAUGGGCGAGAUUAUCAACGUCGUCCGCGACGAGAAGGCCUGGCGCAAGCAGCCUUACUGGCCGAAGGAAUUCGCAAAGAACAGAUACGAGGAAGACGAAGACGAAAGCGACUCCAACGUCGGCAAGAUGCCGCCGUCCGACUCGGAAGACGAGUAUUGA
Molecule: messenger RNA, 1590 nt
Organism: Colletotrichum truncatum
Lineage: Eukaryota; Fungi; Ascomycota; Sordariomycetes; Glomerellales; Glomerellaceae
Product: eukaryotic translation initiation factor eif1a-like protein
Biological process (GO): translational initiation
Cellular component (GO): nucleus
Molecular function (GO): RNA binding; translation initiation factor activity
Source: RefSeq, a predicted model, not a curated record